AUGUACUACAAUAAGACACCGUUGUUAAGACGAAAGUUCGAUGAUUCAAAAUUUUCACCGCAAUUGUUCCUCAAGUACGAAAUGUUGCAACCUAGCGGUAGUUUCAAAUCUAGAGGAAUCAGCUACUUAAUAUCAAAGCGUAAAUCAGAAGCUGAAGCCCAAGGCGGGAGAAAACUGGUUGUUUUUUCAAGUUCAGGUGGUAAUGCAGGACUUGCUGCAGCUACGGCUGCUAAAUCGAUGGAUCUAGAGUGCACUGUCGUAAUACCCAAGACGACAAAACGCAGAAUGAUCGAGAAAAUAGAAAAAAGCGGUGCCACUGUAAUAAUUCAUGGAGACCACUGGGGUCAAGCAGACGCUUAUUUGCGAGAGGUUGUUAUGGUCGAAGAAGUAGAACGUGGACUUGAAACGCUUUACGUCCAUCCGUUUGACGAUGAGACCAUCUGGGAAGGUCACUCUACUAUCGUGGAUGAGAUUGUACAGCAGUUGGAAGAGCACUCCAUUGCCCCGUCGAGACUGAAAGGAAUCGUGUGCAGUGUUGGGGGCGGUGGUCUGUUCAGUGGAGUUGUGAAGGGUCUGGAGCGGCAUAAAUUGGCCGACAAGGUCCCUGUAAUCGCGGUUGAAACAAAUGGAUGCGAUGUACUCUCAAAAUCUCUCGAAUCCGGUAGUCCAGUUACACUCAGCCAAAUCAGCAGCGUAGCUACUUCUUUGGGAUCACCAUUCAUUGCCUCUUUCGCAUUCGAAAGUGCCUUGAAGUACGAUAGCAAGGCCCUUGUUUUGCAAGACAAAGAGGUGCUGGAAACGUGCCUGACAUUCGCUGACGAAUCCGGUAUUAUUAUAGAGCCUGCCUGUGGUGCAUCUUUGCAUCUAUGCUACAAUCCCAAAUUAUUUGACAUCGCACUGGGAACUCAGCAUUCGCUGGCACCAACAGACGUCAUCGUUGUAAUCGCAUGCGGAGGUUCGUGUGUGAGCUACAAUGAUUUAUUGGAACUGUACGAGAAUAAGCUCUAG
Molecule: messenger RNA, 1008 nt
Organism: Lachancea meyersii CBS 8951
Lineage: Eukaryota; Fungi; Ascomycota; Saccharomycetes; Saccharomycetales; Saccharomycetaceae
Source: the annotation of a GenBank genome assembly